GAUUCGAGAAAAUACAUUGGUAAGGGGGGCGGAGCUAAACAAACUGGUCUCCUGAAGCGGGCCUAGCAGAGUUAAACAAAACAAACGGACCAAAGCACAAGAUUGAGAUGAAUUAACUUCAUCACAGUGGAGUGGAGUGUGUGUCGAUGGUUUCAUAGAUCACACGUGAAAAGGAAAAAUGAGACUUAGGUCUCAAAAAGCCGUUAACGUCACACCUAGCGUGGAGACGCCGCGGACCAACCGUCGACUGUCCAACAAAGCGACGCCGAGAGAAACUAAGGAUAAUGAGACCUUGGAUAGUGGCUCCCACCACUCAGAUGACGAAAUUCCCAUAAUGACACGGCGACCAAUGCCCCGUAGCCGGCCAAGGAAGAGAGCCAUCGCUGUUGAUGACAGAGAAACUGAUAUGGCAUUCAAGACUCCGAUCAGGUCCAGCAUGCGUCAUGAGCGAAUACUGUCAGAGAUCGACCCAGUAUCUCCUCGCAAUACAACAGCCAGAAACAUCUACUUGCCCAUCGUGCGUUUCCUCACACCCACCAAAGAGAAUGUGAAGUGUGCUGGAAACAAUGUGUUGAUGAGCCCAGAACAAGGCAUGUUUGGUUUUGGCUCCAUUGACCUUCUGGCUGCAGAAGAGGAGGAUGAUAUCUUCAAUCCCUUCACGUUCAUCAAGAACAUACCGUCGCAGUCUCAGCAUUCCCAACCCCAACUCAUAGAUAUUCCCCCCAAGACUAGGAGCACCCCGGAGGCCACGCUGGUGGUCGACCUGGAGGAGACCCUGAUGUUCAGCUCUCUGAAUGUGAUUGAGGAAGCAGAGUACACUUUCCACACAACUUUCCAGGACCAUCAGUACAAGGUCUAUAUGAUCCUACGGCCACAUGUCAAAGAGUUUCUGCAGUCCAUGGCAAAAAUCUAUGAGCUGUUUGUUUACACAUGUGCAAAGAAGGAAUACGCUGAGAAGAUACUAAACAUCCUGGACCCCCAGAGAAAGCUGUUUCGACAUCGCCUGUAUCAGGACGACUGCGCCUGCGUCCUCGGCCACUACAUCAAAGAUCUCAGCAUUCUCGGGAGGGAUGCCGCCAAGACUGUUGUCCUGGACAACGCACCCCACACAUACCCGUACCAUCUGAUGAACACAAUUCCCAUCAAGAGCUGGUCCGGAGAGUCGGAGGACCGAGAACUCCAGAAGCUCGUCCCCUACAUGGAGAAGCUGUCUGCAGCGGAGGAUUUUCGGGAGGUGCUGAAAAAGAGAAAGGACCACUUCCACCGGCUGCUGUCAGAGGACUAACCGGACUCUUCCCCGCCCCCCCAAACCCUCCCUCACGUUAACUACUUUGACUUUAACGGCUCAUGUUUGCUUUCUUUAUGCUUUGGCCAAAAGCAGAAUCGGUAGGAACUAGCUAACCGUUUGUGGCGGACCUGCUCUCCCUCCUUUCUCCUCCCUGAUGAAUUCAAAAGGCGGCACAUCGGUAUUUCAAACAUUCUGCUGGUCGUUCGUCACCAAAACCCGGUUUCUCCUCAAUCCACAGGGCAAUAUCUGCUGCCCAGGCUUUGUUUAUAUUUUUACAAGACAAAACUUGAAAUAUGAUGUUAAUAGUCGUGAUUUUUUUUAUUUAUUGAUUAUAUUGCUAAUUAACUGUUAUCUCUGUAUAUUUUAGAUAUGAGUUAUUUUGUAUGCAAUGAAAUCAUCGAUAAUAAAUCGGAAAAAUAAA
Molecule: messenger RNA, 1709 nt
Organism: Cyclopterus lumpus (lumpfish)
Lineage: Eukaryota; Metazoa; Chordata; Actinopteri; Perciformes; Cyclopteridae
Gene: ctdspl3
Product: CTD (carboxy-terminal domain, RNA polymerase II, polypeptide A) small phosphatase like 3
Exons: 11
Coding region: 179-1285 (368 amino acids)
Molecular function (GO): phosphoprotein phosphatase activity
Source: RefSeq, a predicted model, not a curated record